CUCAAAAUUCAAUGACGCCGAGGUUUGUCUGUUUCCUCAAAAGCCUGCAAAGCAGUUGACCGAAGCUGUCAUCAAACCUCCCGUCUCCAGGGCGCACUCGAUCAUAUUCCAUGCGGUCUUGUAACCUAAUACUCAAAUGGCCACGUCCAUAGCAACUAUUGGCAUCGUGAAUAUCGCCGCUGGACGGCUCCUGACGUCGGCCGCAUUGCGCCAAGGCGACGAGGCUCAGAAAGUGACAUUGACCCUGCUCGAGAAUACACAUGUCAAGGCCAUGACGAAACAAGAGACGUACGACGGUUUGCGCGAUCAUUACGACGAGCUUGUGAUCACUAGAGUCCAGAUUGGGGACGGUAUGCUCAUCCGCUUGAAGCAGCGGCACGAGAUCUUGCAGUACAAACGGGAGUCCCUUCUGCUGAAGGACGCCAUAAUAAGCUGCGCCAAGCAUGCACGCAGCCGCUUGGUAUCGCGGAGGAUGAGAAACACGACACUGCCUGUGUCUUCGGAGAGAUCUGCGUCCGAGAUUACGCUCAGCUUGAGUUCAGGCUCAGUGACUGGCGAAGAUGCGGCAGGCACGCCCUUCGACGACAACACUUCGGUCGCCGAUCAUUUGGCCUCGUUGGUCAGUCUGGACUCCGCAGGAUUUGUGGAUCCCUUCCAGGAGCGAGUCAUCGCCACAGAAGACAUGCACUUGUCAGACGAAGAGGUCGACUCCAUUUUCAUGGAACCAGAAGCUGGUGCAGGACCGUACAACGGCGAGGAGCAGCCAACUGGCAUGGAGCACGAACGCAUAGCUAGCAUGCUCGUCCCUAACCCCUUCGCCGAGUCUGGUGCAGUGGAGAACGAGAUUAACCUGCAGCUGCCACACGACAGUACGGAAGGAGACACUAUCCAAAUCACCACAAUCGAGGGUGCUCCGCGCGCCGAUGCUUGACCUCCAUCCUGAUAUGGGGCCGCCCCUUUUUCUCGACUCCUCCAACAUCAUCCCGUUGAUGCUAUCCGUCACUCCUACCAUGGCUCGUGUUCCUCUUUGAAUCAGUGCAUCUCACUGUAUAUGGCC
Rhodofomes roseus is the source of this 1057-nucleotide messenger RNA. RefSeq lists its product as uncharacterized. NCBI's taxonomy places the organism in Eukaryota, Fungi, Basidiomycota, Agaricomycetes, Polyporales, Fomitopsidaceae. The transcript is spliced from 9 exons. The record is from RefSeq and is a predicted model, not a curated record. Bases 137 to 931 code for a protein of 264 amino acids.